UCAUUCAAUACUUCUCCGGGGGACAUAUUCGUGAAGCUAACCCGUUAAAGAGAAGACAGAGUUUGAGGUCUGGUUUAAAGAACAAGGAGAUAAACAAAAAGAUCAUGAAGAUGGUUCCGGCAAUUGCGUUUGUUCUAUUUGUAUUUACCAGUGUUCCUGGAUGUUCAGCAAAUCCAUUAGUAACUCUUCCAGAAACGAAACUGGUAGCACACCUCAUGAAGAAUUAUAACCCGACCGUUCGACCUGUUGAAAAUUACGACGAUGUCGUAAUGGUCAACUUUUCUUUGGCUAUACAACAAAUCAUUGACCUGGAUGAAAAGAAUCAACUGCUGACUACGAGCAUUUACAUGACAUGUGCAUGGAAUGAUGUACAACUAAAAUGGGAUUCAAAAGAACAUGCGAACAUUACAUCUAUUAGAUUGCCUUCCAAAAUGGUUUGGAAGCCAGAUAUAUUAGUUUACAACAGUGCUGCAGAUUCAUUUGACCAAUUGAAGCACACCAACGUCAUCAUAUACGAAAAUGGUGUUGUUGAAUGGUUACCACCAGGAAUAUUCAAGACAACAUGUGAUGUUGACAUACAAAAUUUCCCUUUUGAUGAGCAAAGUUGUGAUAUCAAGUUUGGAGCAUGGACUCAUCAUGGAAAUUUGAUUGACUUGAAUCUCCUCUACGAUGGAUUAGCAGAUAAUUCGUCGUAUUACAACAGCAGUGAAUGGGAUUUUGUUAAUAUGACAGGCGUCCGCAGCAAAGUCAAAUACGAGUGCUGUCCAGAUCCAUUUGUUGAUGCAACAUUUACCGUCAGAAUGCGCCGAAGAUCUAUGUUUUACAUAAUAAACCUUAUUCUCCCCUGUGUGCUUGUGUGCUCUCUGACAAUUCUCAUAUUCAUAUUACCGGCAGACUCUGGUGAAAGAAUGACUUUGGGUAUCACCGUAUUACUAGCAAUGGUCGUGUUUUUACAAAUCGUAGCGGAUAACAUGCCACCUACCGGAGAAAUUCCUUUACUGGGAAGAUAUUUUCUCUUCAGUGUUAUAAUGGUAACACUGUCAGUUGUCACGAGUGUUUUAUCCAUGAACUUACACCAUACGAGUCCAGCUACAAGCGAGGGAAUGCCAGUUUGGAUCGAACUCGUGUUCUUAGAAUUUUUACCAAAAAUUUUACUGAUGAGAAUUCCACCUAAAACAAAAACGCAAAAUGACACAGUGGAAAAAGUGGGGAACGGGACUGAUGAACUCCCAUUGAUGAAGGUGGGCGAAAGGCUUGGUAGUUUUCAAAAUGAUUUUCAGCAAAACAAGGAUCCGAACACAGUGCUGGCGAUGCAGCUGAGGCAUUCGGAAAAACAAAUAACCAAAAUGUGUGGAGACUUGCAUGACAUUGUACAAAGCAUGAAAGACGAGGAAGAAGACGAUGUUGUCGCUGUAAAAUGGAGAUUUGCAGCCCGUGUUAUGGACAGAUUUUGUCUCGUCUUCUUUAUACUGUUCUUCCUAUUGUCAACUCUCUUUACUGUCGGAAUGCCUCCAGCGCACACAACCUAAAUAUUGAAUAAUUACAAGUGAAUGAGAAGCUCG
Molecule: messenger RNA, 1562 nt
Organism: Styela clava
Lineage: Eukaryota; Metazoa; Chordata; Ascidiacea; Stolidobranchia; Styelidae
Product: neuronal acetylcholine receptor subunit alpha-7-like
Biological process (GO): monoatomic ion transmembrane transport
Cellular component (GO): postsynaptic membrane
Molecular function (GO): acetylcholine-gated monoatomic cation-selective channel activity; transmembrane signaling receptor activity
Source: RefSeq, a predicted model, not a curated record